Messenger RNA from Pelagomonas calceolata, 889 nucleotides. The record is from the annotation of a GenBank genome assembly. NCBI's taxonomy places the organism in Eukaryota, Pelagophyceae, Pelagomonadales, Pelagomonadaceae.
AUGGAUUCUGCAACAAUGCACAAGCUACCCAAGCGUACGCGCCGCGGUGGGAGGCGUAGAAACAGGAGACGCGCUUCCAUGGCUGCAGGUGCGCUGGACACCGCACCACAGACGUUGCCGGCCCGCGCGAACGCGAUCUCAUACGUGUCAGACAGCGAGGACUCCGUUUCCUCGGCCCUAACCGAGCUGUCCUCCUCCAGAUCGCCGGCGCGCUCGCGCACGAAUUCUUUCAGCUCGGUUUCAUCCUCCUCCACGUCCUCCACGUCGUCUUCCUGCUCCACCGCGUCGCGCUGGUGGCACACGAGGGCCGACACGGACGACUACGACGACAACAUCAGCUGGCGCACGGCGUUUGACGGGUCCGACCUGGGCCUCAACCUCGCCACCGCGGCGCGCACGCCGUUCGUCUCGAGCUUGACCGUCUUCCCGGCCGACGCCGCGCGCCUCGUCAAGGAGGCCGCCGUCGAGGAGGACGGCGAAACCGAUGGCCUCUUCGCCGACGUCGUCCCGAACGUGCUCGCGCUCGUCGACGACGUGGCCAAGGCGCCCGUCGCGUACGCGGACGUCGUGAAGGCGGCGCCCGCCAAACCCGCGCCCGUCGCCGCGGCCGUCGUGACGGACGACGACGCGUCCGACGAGGAGGCCAAGGCGCGCGCCGUGCGCCGCUCGCGCCACGAGAAGCGCCGCUCCAGAAAUCUGCGCAAGCUCGAGCACCGCGCGGCGCGCGCGGCGCAAAAAGCCGCCGCGGCCGACGCCUUCGACGCGGCCUGCGCCGAAUUCUCGUGCUGAUCUCGCCGCGACGCACACGCGCCGCGGCCAGCUUAUUGUCCCUGCCCUGUUGUCAAUGUGGCUUAUUAUCCCGCGCGAACCCUCCCGGAGGCUGAUAUAA